Molecule: messenger RNA, 321 nt
Organism: Parnassius mnemosyne (clouded apollo)
Lineage: Eukaryota; Metazoa; Arthropoda; Insecta; Lepidoptera; Papilionidae
Source: the annotation of a GenBank genome assembly
AUGAACCAUGUGAAUGCUACCCAAGAGGAUUUGGAGUUGUUGCGCAAAGACCCACCGUAUCCUGAGAAGUCAUCCUGUAUUAUUAUGUGCCUAUUAGAAAAGAUUGGUAUAGUAAAGAACAACCGGUAUUCAAAAUCCGGGUUCAUGAUGGCAGUGGCACCGAUUGUUUUAGCAAGAAAAAAGCAGUUAGAUCAUAUGAGGACAGUUUCUGAGAAUUGUGAUAAAGAGGUGAAUCACGAAGGCGUGACUCCGUGUCUACUCGGCAAUGAAAUAGUUACAUGUAUAUACAAAUAUGCUCCUGAACUACAUAUGAAGAGUUAA